GUUAGCGCUGGACGAGCAAUCUACAACCGACUCUUGUAACGGUUAUAUCGCUGGAAGUAUUGAAUUUUGAAACAUUCUGCAUUCAACAUGCCGCCAAAAGUAAGUGGAAAAGCUGUGAAGAAAGCCGGUAAGGCUCAGAAAAACAUAAGCAAAGCCGAUAAAAAGAAGAAGAGGAGAAGGAAGGAAAGUUACGCUAUCUACAUCUACAAAGUGUUGAAACAGGUGCAUCCUGAUACUGGUAUUUCUAGCAAGGCAAUGAGCAUCAUGAACAGUUUUGUUAAUGAUGUUUUUGAACGUAUUGCUGCUGAAGCAUCACGAUUGGCGCAUUAUAAUAAACGUUCUACAAUUACCUCUCGGGAGAUCCAAACUGCUGUGAGGUUACUGUUACCUGGCGAAUUGGCUAAGCAUGCAGUAAGUGAAGGUACUAAAGCAGUCACCAAGUAUACCAGCUCCAAAUAAGAAGAUAUAUCGAAGUUGAUAUAAUAAACUGACAUUGAAUUUUAAGAUCAAUAAGCAAAAGAAAUGGUCCUUUUCAGGACCACCAAA
Bombus terrestris (buff-tailed bumblebee) is the source of this 546-nucleotide messenger RNA. Its product is annotated as histone H2B. The record is from RefSeq and is a predicted model, not a curated record. Lineage: Eukaryota; Metazoa; Arthropoda; Insecta; Hymenoptera; Apidae. Bases 88 to 459 code for a protein of 123 amino acids. Gene Ontology annotation, molecular function: protein heterodimerization activity; DNA binding; structural constituent of chromatin. Gene Ontology annotation, cellular component: nucleosome. The transcript has a single exon.